Messenger RNA from Etheostoma spectabile (orangethroat darter), 9332 nucleotides. RefSeq names its product matrix-remodeling-associated protein 5. Gene Ontology annotation, cellular component: neuronal cell body; plasma membrane; axon. The transcript has 13 exons. Lineage: Eukaryota; Metazoa; Chordata; Actinopteri; Perciformes; Percidae. The record is from RefSeq and is a predicted model, not a curated record. Gene Ontology annotation, biological process: homophilic cell-cell adhesion; synapse organization. Bases 406 to 8856 code for a protein of 2816 amino acids. Gene Ontology annotation, molecular function: axon guidance receptor activity; protein binding.
ACACAUUCACUGUCAUCUACACAAACGCACACACACGCUGCGCCAGACGCCUUUGUGUAGUCCGCCUGCCGCUUCCAGCGCCACUCUGCCUUUCAGGAGGCGCGCAGGAAGACCUGUUGGAUGUUACUGAAAGCGUUUGGUUGGCGUGCGGAGUUGACAAAAGUGUGGCUCCUUUUAACGUUUUUUUUGUCGCUCUCUUCAGUGACAUUUUACUUGACAAGCUUUUUGGUGACCUUGUUCUCAGUUUUAGAGUUUAUUAGUGAAUUACUGGUUAAUUGCAUAUCAAAUUUCCGAACCGUGCAGCUGGAUAAAAAUCAGUAUUUGAUGGACAAAAUGAAUAAUUCUGUGAAAUAACUCCAAAGGAUUUCAAGUGAUAAUCCCAGUGUGGCCUCUUGCGGAGUGAAGAUGCACCUGAAUAUGUGUGUACCGGUGGCACUGCUGACUCUCCUGGUGCUGACACUUAUGGUGCCCAUGGGCCGGGGCUGUCCGAGGAGCUGCAACUGCUACCAGGCCAGUGAAGUGCACUGUACUUUUCGUUCCCUCCUCACUGUACCUUCUGGCCUGCCUCUACACACACGCCGCAUAAAUUUAGGGUUCAAUAGCAUCAGCGAUAUCUACGACAGUUCUCUGGCUGGGCUAAAGAAGGUGGAGCUUCUGAUGCUCCACAGCAAUAACCUCCACCAUCUCCCAGAAGCAGCGUUCAGAGAUAUGAAAUCACUACAGAUACUAAAGCUGAGCUAUAACAAGCUGAGAGAGAUCUCUUCAUCUCUGACCUUCUCUGGCCUGACCUCACUGCUACGUCUCUACUUGGAUCACAACCUCCUCCAACACAUUCACCCCCGGGCGCUGCUCCAGCUGCCUAGCCUCAGGCUGUUGCGUCUGCAAGGGAACAGGCUGCAUCAGCUACACCCUCACACUCUGUGCACACUGUCCCUGCUGAAUACGUAUUACUUCUCUACACUCAGACACCUAGACCUGUCCAACAACAGUAUAACCACUCUGCCCAGAGAGACCUUUGCAACAGCACCUCUGCUGGAGACUCUUGUGCUGCAGGCUAAUCCGUGGAGUUGUGACUGUAGGAUGAACUGGUUUCUCAUUUGGAGUCUGGCUCAUCCAGGCUUAAUGAAAUGUCCCAGCAGCCCUCAGUGUCCAAUCUGCUCCUCGCCCAAUUCCCUUCAAGGUCAGGGCUUGCUUGACCAGAAUGACCUACCAUGCAGCUUGCCUGUCAUCCCCUCCCCAGGUGGAGACACACCUUUGGAGACAGAACUCAGUGAAAUCCAAUCAAGUAAAUCCUUUAGAGAGCCUUUAGGCACUGCCUCUCUGAGUCUGUCUGACCAACAGGGGGGCAGUGUUGAUCUGGGUUGCAACAUUACUUACUCUUCUGAGCUCCAGGACAUUGCUCAUCCUCCAGAUCUCUCCCUUUCCUCCUCUUCUCCUCUCCCCCUUGCUCUGUCACUCUCCCUGGAGUGCCCUGUGGAGACACAGAGCUAUGAGAAACUUUGGAGAAUCCUAGCUUACUACAGUGAAACUGCAGUUCACCUGGAGAGGGAGAUCAUGCUGAGUAAAGCCCCGGCAUUGGCAUACCGCUACAGACAGGCAGCAGAGACAGACGGAUACUAUCACACUGGAGUCAAAGCUUCUGUUAAAGCCAGACCACAAUGGUUGCUACAGCCAGCCAUUAGCCUACAGCUAAACAGAGCACAGUCUACCGGACACAGAGUUCAACUUAUAUACUCAACAAGAGUUUCCGCUCAUCCGGACCCUGCUUCUCAUCCCUCAACAUCCUCCCUUGCCGCCCACCCAUGGGUGCUGAUUUCAACUAAUCAUACCACCACAGCACUGGCGACAAUAGCAGGAAGCAAGGUGGAGCUAUCCUGCCCUCUUUUAAGUUCUGAUAACCCCAAACUACAGUGGAUUCUCCCAGAUGGAUCCAAGCUCAUCUCCCCUUCAAGCAGCCUAGAUGGUAGGCUCCGGGCAUCAGCCUUUGGUUUACUUCUACACAAGGUACAGCUCUCAGAUGCAGGGAUUUACUACUGCAUAGCCAGGGCAGGCAAGGAUGUAAAUGUUCUCCCGCUGCGCCUGGCAGUCGAAGAGUCCUCUGUUCCACUUUCAGGAGAGCAGGUGGGACCUCCUGUCACCGGAAACAUUGGGGAACCUGUCAGUCUCUACUGCAAUGCAUCAGGUUCACCAGUGCCUCAUAUAAGUUGGUUGUUACCAGAUGGAAACAUAGUAUGGCGGGGAUUAGCUGUAUCAGGUGGGCUUACAAUACAAUCAAAUGGGAGUCUCUUUCUGCCUAAUCCUUCUCUGAGGGAUGCUGGUCAUUACCGCUGUAUUGCCAUCAACCAGUAUGGCAGUGUCUCUCUGUCCAUGCAGCUGGAGUUAAACUCACAACAUCCCCCUCCACUUAGGACUUCAUUUCCUAGAGGGCCACAGUCAGCCGCUGGUCGGUCAACCAAGAUACGAGCCCCAUUACUAUUGGAGGAAGGAUCCGGUAAUGAAGAGGAAGAAGAAGAAGAGAUAAGUUUUGUUGGCAAUAGGAAGCGUCCAAGACCUCUCCGACCUCCCUCAAACAGACGUUAUUCAAUCCAAAAACCCAGAAGACGUGGACCUAUAAGAAAAGGGUCCCUAAGAAAAGGAGGAGGACCUGUAUUAUCCACUGACCAGAGUAGAAACCGCUUUGAGUACAGACAUAGAGUUACCACAAACAAACAAAGGAUAGACCCUCAUAAAUGGGCUGACCUCCUGGCUAAGAUACGACAAAAGACUGUUCACACUAAUAACAGUCAGAACAUUGCAGUUGGGAAGCCCACAGCUGAACCAGUAGGAGGAGUUAAAGGUAGACCCACAGGAGGACACAAGGGAAAUGAUGAUAAAAAGACAGGUGGAGCUGAGGGAGCAGGGGUGGAAGCAGAAACUGAAGGGUCAUCUGUUGAUGACACUGAUCUACAAGAGGAAGGCCUACAGCCCAUUCCCACUGUUCACACAGAGAUGCAAACACACACAGAGAUGAAAACAGACAUUGAAACAGACACAGAGAUAAAGACAGAGACGUCCACAGAACCACAGACAGAAAUAGAGAACGAGACAAAGACACAUAUACAGACAGAGAAAGCAUAUCCACAGAUAGAGACAGUGACAAACCCACAGACACAGAAAGAGCAAGUCACAACUAGGCCAAUAUCUGGAACAAAUGAAAUUGUCCUAGAACCAGGGGAAGGAGAUGAGCAAGAAGUAAACAACAACUCAUCUAGAACCAGGCCUCAGAACACUUGGCAGGGACUCUUUCCUAAUUUAGUUCCAAACUCCCAGCCUCAAAGCCCUUGGAACUCUCGCAGGAGGAUCGGACAGCGAAGACGAAUCAUCAACAGGCCCAGGGGACGAACUUUGACCCCACCACCACCUCUCCCUGACCCUAUGAGCCCAAGAUUACAAACUGCGACACCUGACACUACUACAGAUCAAAAAAAUGUUUUGCUCCUGUCAUCAACAACCACAUCUCCAGCUGUUUUGUUGAUACGGACGGACCAUAUUAAGACUGCUUCGAGUCAUGUCACACUGAAUCAUCUGUCUCCUGCUGUUUCUAACGCUUAUGAUAUCUCUUCUUCAAAAUAUGCCCCGCCCUCAUUGACUUCCUCUUCCUCCUCUCUCACUUCAAUAUCCCCCUCUUACACAAAGGUAUAUAUAGACAUGGGGACUCAGUCAGCCACCAUCCCAGAGACUGCAGCGUCCACUCUAUUCGACACACCAACAUCAGCCCCCACUCACUCGGAUACUGCGAUCACACAGACAAAUGUGCCACACACUGACGCCAGGACACAUACACAUAGCAUACAGACUCACAAAAAAACACACACAGCCUUAGGCAAACACAGUGAUAAACCUCCAAGCAAACACAGUGAAGAGCUGGAGAGGAAAUUGUCGGGUGUACCAUAUGUGUCCACCUCUCUCUUGCCCAUUCCUUCCUCGAUUGUUUCCACCACAGUCCCCAGUGUGGCUACAACUACUACUGCUGGAAGCAUGAGUAUGUAUAUUUCUAAAGCUAGUGAGGACACACUUCACUUAACAACUGGAAGUACUCCUAUUAAUACAAGUCCCAUCAUGACUGCAACUACCAUUAUUAUCCCAACAUUUAGCACUACCAGAAGUACUACAACUACUCUUACCUCUACUACUAGAACAACUCCAGUUCUUAAAACUCCCACUCCCACUAUUAUGUCUUCAACAAGCUCUUCUCCUACUACUUUUACUACUACUACUACUAGUACUACAAUCUCAUUAAAAUCUAUUCCCACAACUCCUAACCCCACUACUACCACAACUGCUACUACUGCUAUGACUACUAAAACUACUACUCCCACUAUCACGUCUUCAACUAGCUCUUCUCCUACUACUUUUACUACUACUACUACUAGUACUACAAUCUCAUUAAAAUCUAUUCCCACAACUCCUAACCCCACUACCACUACUACUACUACUGCUACUACUACUAUAGCUACUAAAACUACUACUCCUACUAGUAGUACUAGAAUGGCCAUCUCAGCCAAAACGUCUACAACUACUACAAGGGCAGCUACAACCAGUACAUCUUCUACUACUACCACAACAAAGACAUCAACAAGUACCACAGCAUCAUCCAGAGAGAGGCCGAGUGUUGUCGUUGAUCCCAGAGGGAGGCCUGUUUCUGGGGGUGCAAACCAGAGUCGAUCUAAAGACUGGAAGAACCCUGGAACUAAUUCUAUUCCUGAUUCACAUAGCAGAAGGCCACACUGGCCCCCCACUCCUUUGCUCCCUGCUGCCCCUGGGGUACCAGUAGUGAGAUCCAGACCGAGGAUUGCAGACCCACAUAUCAGGACAGUGUCGUUCCCAGCAGAGAGCACUGCCAGGCUGGCUUGUGAGGCUCAAGGAGAGCCGAAGCCCACCAUCACAUGGACCAAGGUUGCCACAGGAGCAGUGAUGUCAAUCCAAUCCAGGGCUCAGCGUUUUGAGGUUUUGCCAAAUGGCACCCUUGUUAUCCAAAAUGUUCAGCUGCAGGACAGGGGCACCUACAUCUGCAGUGCACACAACUUUCUGGGUCGCGACAGAUUGCUAACCACCCUGGAAGUGUGGACCCGCCCCCCUCGGAUGCAGCUGGCCAGCUACAGAGAAGCUACCAUUCAUCAGGGUGGAGAUGUGCACUUGGAGUGCCUGGCGGAUGGUGUUCCAAAGCCUCUGCUCUCUUGGGUUCUGCCUGACCGUUCUGUCCUGACCUCCGCUGCUCCCUCAACCAGUCGCAUUACUAUGGACACAAAUGGAACCCUUCACAUGUCAGUAACAUUACCUAGAGACAGAGGAGUUUAUCGCUGCGUGGCCUCCAACUCAGCAGGUGCUGCCAGUGCCUCUGUGCGUGUAUAUGUGUCCUCGUUGCCCCCGGUGAUACAGCAACCCAGAGAGGAACACCUGCUCUUGUCUCUAGGGAGGCCUGUUUAUGCUCACUGCUCUGCCCGAGGUGCCCCGCCACCAACUCUACGCUGGCGAAUCCCAGAUGGGACUCUAGUUCGGCCAUCCCAGUUUCUCCAUGGCAACCUUUUUGUCUUGCCAAAUGGGACACUGCAUAUUCGAGGAGUUGGACCUAAGGAUUUAGGGAAUUACGAGUGCACAGCAAGUAAUGCUGUUGGAGCCGAUAAGAGAACAGUGAGGGUAGAAAUUGAAGCGGGAGCACAAGGAGAGAAGCAACAGGGAGGCGCAAGAAAUGAAGAAGCAAAAGCCAUUACUAAUGUAAAAACUCCUUCAUCCUCACUUCAUAAAGACAGAAGUUUGUCCAUCCCCAAGCACCCCUCGAAUCUAUUCAACUCCACUAGACUAUCCCCUUCAUCACCAUAUGAUAGAGCCAGGUCCUUGUUGAUGUCCCCUAGUUCUUCUCACUCAUCAUAUUACCCUCACCAAACAAAUUCCUCUUACUCACCCCCUAAAGUCAAUAAAACAGUCACUGCCCCCCCCACACACUUGACCAACAUCAACAAAACAAAACUAUCCUUUCUUUUCCCACCCUCCACAGUACCUACAAAUGACACCAAAGUCUCGCCCGGCAUUUCAAACAACACAGGAGUUACUUCUUCUCACUCUGACAAAAGCAGAGCCUCAGCUGCUUUGCAUCCCCUGCCUGCUUCUCCCUUCAAUAAAGCCCAUAUUGUCUCUGUGUCACCCUUCAUCACUACUGUCCAAUAUGGGGGGGGUUUGCAGCUCCACUGCUCUGUAACUGGCUACCCAUCACCCAUCAUUAUUUGGAGGACCCCCAACAGGAAACUGGUGGACAUGCACUUCAGUUUUGACCGACGUCUGAAGGUGCACCCUAAUGGCACCCUGUCAGUUCAGGCAGUAACAGAGAAGGAUGCCGGAGACUACCUCUGUAUCGCACGCAACAAGGUCUCAGAUGAUUAUCGCCUCCUGCGUGUCUCUGUAGUUACCAAGCCUGCCAAGAUCGAGCCCAAGCAGCCAUUCAAUCAGAUGGUGUCAUUUGGCAAACCACUGAAGGUGGACUGCCUGGCAUCAGGACUCCCUGACCCAGCUGUCCGUUGGAGCCUACCAGAUGGAACCAUGGUGAACAGCAUGUUGCAGGGGGAAGACAGAGGAAGGCGAGCACGGAGGUUAACUGUGUUUGACAAUGGGACAUUACUGGUCCCAGCAGUGGGUAUGGGAGAAGAGGGAGAGUACACAUGUUAUGCUGAGAAUCAAGGAGGUCAAGACACUAUGAAGGUCAAAGUAAAGGUCAUGAUGACAUCUCCACCAACCUUCACUGGUAACAGAAGCCACCACAUCAUCAAAGUACAUCAUGGAGCAACCGCCACAAUUCGCUGCCAGGCUGCAGGAGUUCCCACUCCGACGGUGACAUGGCUUUCCCCGUCACGACGUGUCAUUCCACAAAGUUUGGGAACUGGUUUUUAUUCUGAGCGGGUUGUGGUGGUUUCAGAUGGAACUUUGGAGGUUCGUCUGGCUCAAAAGAUCGACACAGGAAACUAUACAUGCCAAGCAAGCAACUCAGCCGGGGAGAGGAGCAUGGUGGUGGGCUUGGAGGUGGAGGCACCCACCCAUGGUUUGAGUGGACAUAUGGGAGGAAGAGGUUGGAGUACUAGCAAUGGGCCUGGAAGGGAUCAUGACAGUCGAUCAGGGGACAGCAUUAGUAAUGCAGGGAUAAACCAGUAUGGGUUUACCAAUAGAGACACAAGUAAGCUUGGUAGCAAUAACAGCAGUAAUAAUGGCUAUAGUCAUCAUAAUGGCAGGAUAAGAAACACUGUACCAAAUGCUGGAGCUAACAUAGCAACCAGUGGCUUUAAUCCUGCCAUCAGCAGUGAUAGUCGAGAGAGAUUGAACAGGCCUUUUGUUGGAAUUACAACACAACUUGGUAGCAGUAAAAUCGGUGUUGGGGCGAGCGUGGCUAGAAAUACAGGCAUUAAAGCAAGUAAUGUUGGAAUAAAUCUAAAUGGACCUGGCGUUAUGAGUAAUAGCAACAGUCCCAGCGCAGUUAGAAAAGAUGGUGUGGAAAGGAAUCCUGGGACUAACAAUAAUGAACUCAUUCUACGACAGACUGGUAAUGAUGCUAACACCAGUAGAGACACUGGCAGGAGAAGUGGUACUUCCAGAAAUGGUUUUAGCAGCAGUGUGUCUAAUAAUGGAGCUGGUACUGGCACACUCAGAGGAAAUGCAUUUAGUAGUAGUAGUAGUAGCAGUAGUAGCAGAACUAGUACUGGUAUAGCUGCUGGUAACACAGGUACUAAAAACUCUACCAACACAGUUGUGGGUGUGGUAACUACAGUGAAGCAGAAGGCGGUGAAAGGCCAAACUGUUGUUUUACCAUGCCCAUCCCAAGGUUCCCCUCCCCCCCGUCUGGCCUGGAUUCUGCCUGGUAAUAGUGUGUUGCCAGCUCCUUUCUACGGCAGCCGACUUACUGUGCAUCGAAACGGCUCCUUGGAGCUGCUAGGAGUGCGAGCCAGUGAUGGCGGGACCUUGAUAUGUGUGGUAAGAGGUGAGAGAGAACAGACAAGGAUACAGGUGGAGCUGGAGGUCUCUGAGCCACAGGAGGAGGCCAGAUCUCCACAAAGGGGAAGGCCUGUGCAGAAAAGUGCUGGUUUAAUAGAGGUCCCUUAUUCAGGAACUUUAUUGGAUUCAGCUCAACCCUUUAACUCAAGGCCAGUGUUGCCUGAGACGCUACAUCCAAGAAUAUCAGUUACUCAAAAGCCCCUUAACAGUUCACAGUCUUUACCUGCUGCACCACGUCCAAUUGGUCCUCCAGAGUCAGCAGUGAGCACUAGAACAGCUCCGUUAGUGAGCAUCAUUAACGGAGAGACCCUUCGUUUGCUUUGCCCUGCUUCUCACACCCAUGGCUCUCUCUUAUGGACCAUGCCCAGCGGCAAGGUACUGUCCCGGGGUGAGAGUGGGGACUCAGGCCGAUAUCUAGUCCAAGAGGAUGGAACGCUAACACUACAACAGGCCUCCGUGUUUGACCGUGGCACCUACACCUGCAGAUCCACCACAAAAGACUUAUCCUCAGUUUCGGUUGUCACGGUUCCCGUCAUUGUCAUCGCCUACCCCCCACGCAUCACAACAGGCCCCUCCCCAUCGACCUACACACGAUUCGGGGUUGCGGUGGAGCUGCCGUGCCAGACUAUAGCAACACCUCGGGCUACAAUCACCUGGGAAACACCAGACCUGACACAGCUGAGGGUGAUGGGUCAGGCUCGUAUCUAUGGCAACCACUACCUUAGCCCUCAGGGUUCCUUGGUGAUACAACACCCAACAAAUAGGGAUACAGGAUUUUACAGAUGCACCGCCAAAAAUGUAAUAGGAGUGGACACCAAAGCGACUUACCUGCAUGUUAUAUAACUAAGGGAAGCAAACACACACACACACACACAUGCAGCUGUUAACACUGUAUGUGUUCAUGUGUUCCAAAUGCCCAAAGGAACUGCAAGGCUCUGUGCAGGAGAUACUGAUGAAUCUCAGAAAAGACUAUUAUAUAGGUGUAUGUCUCAUGCAUGUAUUUUUAAUGUAUGAGUUGUUUUUUCAAUAGUGUAUUUUUUUUACAGGACAAUGACUUACGAGAUUCUCUGCAGACACAGCGUCAGGCAUUUUUCUCUGCAUAGACAAAUAGAAUGUUUGAGGGUUGUUUCAUGUAGCAGGCAGUACACCAUUAACCUGUUGUGCUGAAUUGUCUGUCUCAGCGGCCUAAAACCCAUUUUGAAUUAAUGAUCGAAGAAAACAAUUAAAAUGCACCGCAAAGUUGGUAUCUGGUUUCCCUGCCUUGUGUUAAAGUGAAAUUCUUGGCAAUACGGACAACAUUGAAUUUCUCACUGUAAAAA